Molecule: messenger RNA, 970 nt
Organism: Prorocentrum cordatum
Lineage: Eukaryota; Dinophyceae; Prorocentrales; Prorocentraceae
Source: the annotation of a GenBank genome assembly
GCGCAAGACAAAGCACCUCUCCCCGCAGCAUCCGGCCGGCGCUCUCCCCCCAGCGAGGACGUCCGCGAGAGACCCCUUGCGUGAGAGUCUCGGGCGCAGCUUCCCAAGCACACGGGAGGAUGUCGGGCACUCGGGAUGAGUGCGUCUUCAUGGCAAGGCUGGCCGAACAGGCAGAGCGGUAUGGAGACAUGGUCGAGUACAUGAAGCGCGUCGCCUCGAUGGGCUCCGAGCUGAGCCUGGACGAGAGGAACCUGCUGUCCGUCGCCUACAAGAACUCCGUCGGGGCCAGGAGGCAGGCGUGGCGUGCUAUCAAGCAGUUGGAGCUGGCGGAAGCCAGCAAGCCCGCGGUGGUUGCGAUCAUCAAGGACUACCGUGCCAACGUGGAGAGUGAGCUCAACGGCAAGUGUGCCGAGAUCCUGAAUAUGCUCGCAGGAGAGUUGAUUCCGAAGGCGUCCAACCCCGAGGUGAAGGUGUUCUACCUCAAGAUGAAGGGCGACUACCAUCGCUACCUGGCCGAGUUCUCGGAGAGGGACUCCGCUGCGUACGGCACGGCGUCACAGGACGCGCACGACAGUUACGAGCUCGCCAUGGAGAGCGCGGGGGCCCUUCCGCCGACGCACGCCAUUCGGCUCGGCCUCGCCCUCAACUUCUCCGUCUUCUACUACGAGGUCAUCGGCGCGCCCGACAAGGCGAUCAAGCUCGCGGGCGACGCGUUCCGCAGCGCCUCCGCGGACAUGGACAAGGUGGACCAGGACACCUACAACGAGGCGGAGCAGAUCAUGCAGCUGCUGAGCGACAACCUGCAGCUGUGGAGCGGCGACGCGGCCGGGGGCGGCGGCCACACCCAGGGGCAGGACGGCACGAUGGUAGAGGACUUCUGAUGGGCCCUCCCGGCGCUCGCGUGAGCCAUGGCGGCGGUGGCGCCGGCGCGACGGGCGGCAGCGGGCAGCCCCCCCCCCCCCCUUCCCUC